GCGGAGCCGCCCUCCCGACGCCGCCACCGGGAACGGGACCGCCACCGCCACCGGGACCGGCUCCGGGGAUGGCUCCGGGAACGGCACCGGCGCCGCCGCCCUCUCGCUCCCCCGUCCCGGGUUCCCCCGCAGGGCACCGGGCACCGGCUCCUGGUUCUGGGGGUGCCCCCGUGCCCCGUGGGGAGCCGCCGGUACCGGGGGUGCUGGGGGCGAGCCACGCUCAGCACGGAGCCGUGGCCAUGGUUCGGUGCCUGCUGGCAACCGGGAGGGGAUUUUGGGCAGGUUUUGUAGGGUUUUGUAGGGUUUGGUGGGAGAUAGGAGGAACUGGGUGAAGCACGAGCACCACGCUCACGGGGAUGUGGGUGUUUGGGGUGCAAGGUGUGGGGUGAGCCCCCGGGCAGCUGGUGCUGGUGUGGGGACAGCCGAAGCGUUAACGCCAGCAGCACGCACACAGCGGCGAGGCCGAGGCCGCUCGCGCCUCUCGCCGUCCCGUUGUUUGCCUUGGCUCCGUGACGGGAGUUAUAAAUAAAAAUGUCUCACCCCGGGUGCGUGACUCACGGGCCCUCCCCGCAAAGGGUAACCUCUGCGAGGAAACCUGAGCCGGGGACCGAGCCGCAGCGAGAGCGAAUGCACCGCUGGAUUCACGUAUUUUCGUGUUUUUAUCCCAAAUGGCGACUGGGUGAGACCCCUGCCCCAUGGGGUUAGGGUGGGCUGCUGGGGACAGCGGUGCCUGUGCCCCUCUGCACCCCGUCCCCUGCUGGCUGCCAGCAGCCCGGUGGUUUCCCUCGGAUGGGAGAAGCUGACGUGGCCCAGGGUGGCUUUGGCCAGCCGUGCCCCGGCGUUGCCUCCUGCCACGCUCUGGGAUACAGGGACUGGGAUGCAGGGAGCGGGAUUCUGGCCCCACAGGAUGUGCCUGGGGUGAGGGGUGCAGUCCUGCUGCCCUCCUUCCGUCCCCGUCCCCUGCCCGUGGCAUCCCUGUGCCGGUGACUCCAGCAGGGCUUUGGGCUCUGGGCUGGCGCUCGUCCCUGCUGAGCUCUGCUCGGCGCCGUCUGGCGCCACGGGGCCGAGGGGAUGGGUUGUGGCUGCUGGUGUCACCUCAUCCUGCUGAUGCGAGUGGAAUGUGGGGACCGGGAUGUGCCGGAGGAGGCGUCGGCCCUUUCUGGGCCAGCUCCACAGGCCGAGAGGCUCUGCCUGCCUCCUCCAUCCCGGCUGGGGCCGCAGGGCCUCUCCUGGGGACAGCCGUGCCCUGGCUGUGCCACUCCGUGUCCCUUGGCCAUGCUCUGCCAGAGCAUCGUGCUCACGAUGCCCAGAUACUGCAUCCUCCUGCUGCACUGGUGCCAUGGGGAGAGGAGAUGCUUGGUGCCCCCCGGUUUAUCCUCAGUGCCCCCCAGUUUAUCCUGGGGGUAGGGAGCAGGGGGAGGUGACGGCUGGGUGACAGCUGGCUGGGGGAUUUGCUGAGGGCAUUAUUCAAUGCUGUGGGUAAAUGGAGAAACAGCAGCUAAUUCUGGAGCCCGUAAUCCUCUUCCUCCCCCAGGGAUGGGGAGCGUGCCAGUCACGCAGAUGCCCCCGGCAUCCCCUGAGCCGUGCCGCGGGCUGCAGCCGCUCCCAGACCAUGGGCGAGGUGCAGAAGCGACCCGGCACCCCGCAGGGCUCCCCCAGCCCCCCGCGCCCCCAGGGGCUGCUCUCCGUCAUCCAGAGCCUGCAGGGCUCCCCGGGGCAGGAGCUCCGCAUCGUCCUGCUGGGGCUGGACAACGCGGGCAAGACCACGCUGCUGAAACGCCUGGCGUCCGAGGAGGUCACCACCAUCACCCCCACCCAGGGGUUCAACAUCAAGAGCAUCAACUCGCACGGCUUCAAGCUGAACGUCUGGGACAUCGGGGGGCAGCGCUCCGUCCGCCCCUACUGGAGGAAGUACCUGGGCAGCACCGACCUGCUGAUUUAUGUCAUUGACAGCGCAGACCAGAAGCGCUUUGAGGAGACAGGGCAGGAGCUGGCCGAGCUCACCGAGGAUGAGUCUCUCACGGGAGUCCCGCUGCUGGUGUUUGCCAACAAGCAGGACCUGGUGACGGCAGCACCUGCGGCCGAAAUCGCCGAAGGGCUGAGCCUCCACACCUACCGGGACCGGGAAUGGCAGAUCCAGGCCUGCUCAGCCCUGUCCGGGGAAGGAGUGCAGGAUGGGAUGAACUGGAUUUCCAGCCAGAUCAUGAGCAGGAAGAAGUGAGAGCUGGGAAGUGCCAGACUGGACUGAGCUGCGGGUCCCUAAGCCAUGGCCAACUGCCCUGGUCCCCACACUCCACCCAAAGGCUUGACUGGGCCCUGAGCCUCAAACUCUUGCUCAGACGGGUUUUUCACCUUUUUUCAUGGGUUUUUCACAUGGGUUUCUCACAUGGGUUUUUUCACCUAGUCUUUCACUGCUUGUCUGCCCACGUCACUCUGCACACCCCAGAUAAAGAUGCAGCCGAACCCCUCCGUUCCUGCAGGAGGUGGCUGCUGCCUCCCCAGAAGAGCAGUCAGACAUUGGGACGGGUUGCCCAGGGAGGUGGUGGUGUCACCGACCCUGGGGGUGUUCACGGAGAGGCUGGACGUGGUGCUUGGGGACACGGUUUGGUGACAGUGGUGGCAGGGGGUGGUUGGACUACACAGUCUUGGAGGGCUUUUCCAACCCUAAUGGUUCGAUUAGAAGGAUUUUGUGAUUCUACGAGACAAGCUGUGGAGCUUAAUGGCCAGUGGGUGGCUCUCAAUAAAGCCCGUGACCCCA
Molecule: messenger RNA, 2758 nt
Organism: Anas platyrhynchos (mallard)
Lineage: Eukaryota; Metazoa; Chordata; Aves; Anseriformes; Anatidae
Product: ADP-ribosylation factor-like protein 3
Molecular function (GO): GTPase activity; GTP binding
Source: RefSeq, a predicted model, not a curated record